This is a messenger RNA of Nothobranchius furzeri (turquoise killifish), 3986 nucleotides long. It is a transcript of the gene uckl1a, whose product is annotated as uridine-cytidine kinase 1-like 1a. Gene Ontology annotation, cellular component: cytoplasm. NCBI's taxonomy places the organism in Eukaryota, Metazoa, Chordata, Actinopteri, Cyprinodontiformes, Nothobranchiidae. Gene Ontology annotation, molecular function: ATP binding; kinase activity. The record is from RefSeq and is a predicted model, not a curated record.
CCUCUCAGAGACCUUAGACGCCUUAGACGUCAUUUAUUCUGGGGGGAAACGUCACGUUUGAUGUUCUUCAUUAUCAUCUCCAAUGCGCCGCAGCGCCUCAAUCUGUGAUGUAACCUACCGCGCACCCUCCUCUCGCUCAGCUUAAGCUAACAGCACAUAACCACAGCUCAGCUAAAGCUCCAAAAUUUUUACAUCAACAUCAACAAACGUGGAGAAACAUCGACUUCAUUGGGAGGUGAACGGGAUGACGUAAAACCCUGCGUCACGCGAAACCUGCUUCUAUUUAUCACCUGAAAAAAUCAUACCUGUUCGAUUAUAAACUACAACUAAACUAUCUUCUCUCCUAAGCUUUCAGUGCAUCGCUAAAAAUAAAAAUAUAUCAAAUACUGGAAAUACUUCCGGCUCUGUAAGACACUUAUGGAGUCCCUCUAAGCUCAACUGUUUUAAAAUAAAAGGUUUAUUAUCUGAAGCUGACAAGUGGAGUUAUAGCAAUGAGAAAAGUCACUUUAAUAGAGUAAUUAAUCAUUUGAUGUGGUCGAUAAGCUGACACUAGCUGUGGAGUUCAUUAUGCUGCCUCAGAACAAACCCAAAUUAGGAUUUAAAGCAAAAUGAACUUUAGAUGAAUGUAUCUGUAGGUUUCCCUCUCCUAGAGUCCUGAUGGAACUAUGGCGGAGUGUAAUUUUGUUCACCUUUAACCACAGGUCUUGAGUAAGACAGUGGUGGACAUGUUCUAUUGUUUUUACAGGUGAUGAGUGAGUUACCAUGUGAGACUCUGUCCCUCUUGCUGGAUGGUGUCCCUCAGCUGAGAGGACAGAUCAUGAGAGGUGCACCCUGUCCUCUUUGUGGUUACAGGUGUCUAUUAAUACCAGCCAAGCAGCUUUUUGCUCUCAGAGUUACAGUGAUCCUCUUAGUGUCACACACACACACACACACACACACACACACACACACACACACACACACAGGCAGUAGUCUGGAUCGAUGGGCAGGUUUUCAGAUGAAUGAAAGCAGAGCGAAAACCAACCCGUGAUUUACACCCCAUCACUGUUGAGGGCCAAUUGUUGUUUUAGAGAAGGUUGCCACGGCAACAGGAACCUGGAGGGUAGCAGGCUGUCAUCUGGGUCAGACAUGACUCUGCUUGAUUGUGCCGGAGCCAGAAUCUCAGGGUGUUGGUCGCUGAGAUCUGACCGCAGUGGGAGCGGGGAGGACUCGUUGGACCGGCUGCUGCCACACACUGGCACCCAUCGCAGGAAGAGCGCUACUUCUCUGAGUAAAACGGAGCCUCCCCUGCUCCGCACCGGCACACGCACCAUCUACACCGCAGGACGCCCUCCCUGGUAUGACGAGCACGGGGCUCAGUCAAAGGAGGCCUUUGUCAUAGGGCUGUGUGGGGGCAGCGCCUCCGGGAAGACCACCGUGUCCAAUAAGUUCAUCGAGGCCCUGGAUGUGCCAUGGGUCGUUCUGCUGUCUAUGGACUCUUUCUACAAGGGUUUAUCAUCAGAGGAGCAGGUCCUGGCAGCAAACAACGACUACAACUUUGACCAUCCAGGGGCUUUUGACUUCGAGCUGCUGGUUGCCACCCUGCGGAAACUGAAGCAAGGAAAGAGUGUGAAGAUCCCCGUCUAUGAUUUCACCACACACAGGAGGCAGAAAGACUGGAAAAACGUGUAUGGAGCGAGUGUUAUCAUACUUGAAGGAAUCAUGGCUUUUGCAGACAAAGAGCUUCUUCAGCUCCUGGAUAUGAAAAUCUUUGUGGACACAGACUCUGACAUUCGUCUCGUCCGCCGGCUCAGAAGGGACAUCACCGUGCGUGGGCGGGACAUUGAAGGCGUCAUCAAGCAGUACAUCAAGUUUGUGAAGCCGGCCUUUGAGCAGUACAUUGAGCCCACCAUGAGGCUGGCUGAUAUUGUAGUGCCUCGAGGUGGUGGGAACAUGGUGGCCAUUGAUCUGAUCGUCCAGCAUGUCCAAAGCCAGCUGGAGGAGCGUGAGCUCAGUGUCAGGGCUCUCCUGGCAUCUGUCCAACAGACACAGCCACUGCCUCAGACUCUCAGUGUCCUGGAGAGCACGCCACAGGUCAGAGGCCUGCACACCAUCAUCAGGAACAAAGAAACCAGCAGGGAUGAGUUCAUCUUCUACUCAAAGAGGUUAAUGCGUCUUCUCAUAGAACACGCUCUGACGUUCCUACCGUCUCAGGGGUGUGUGGUCCAGACUCCACAGGGACAUCAGUACGAGGGCCGCAGUUACAAUGGGAGUGGGAUCACCGGAGUGUCCAUCCUCAGGGCAGGAGAGACCAUGGAGCCCGCCCUGAGGGCCGUGUGCAAGGACGUUCGCAUCGGGAAGAUCCUCAUCCAGACCAACCUGGACUCAGGAGAACCGGAGCUGCAUUACCUGCGUCUGCCUAAAGAUAUCAGCGAAGAUCAUGUCAUCCUGAUGGACAGCACAGUCUCCACCGGUGCCGCUGCCAUGAUGGCAGUGCGUGUUCUGCUGGAUCAUGAGGUGCAGGAGGAUAAGAUCAUGUUGGUGUCUCUGCUGAUGGCUGAACUCGGGGUCCACUCCGUGGCCUACGCUUUUCCCAAAGUAAAGAUAAUCACCACCGCUGUGGACAAGAACCUGGACCAGUUCUUCCAUGUGACUCCUGGUAUUGGGGACUUUGGGGACCGGUACUUUGGGACGGACAGUUCUGACACCUGGAGGGACGGGGAGGACCGUGAGCAGCUGUCACUCUGACUUAAACUGUUGUGAGACUCAGCAUAAAGACAACAAAACAAACCGGUUUUUGUUCCUUCUCCUUUUCUUCAGGUAUGGUGUAGAAGGUCUUCAUGACCUUUGUACUGAUGCCAUUUUUUACUCUAAUGCAGUUUUCAGGUACAUUUUUGCAAUAAGAGCUCAGAUCAGGGUGAGUGUAUUCCAAAUGUUCCUAACUUCAGCGAUUCAAGUGAGAUCUGUUUGGGUGAGGAGCUGUAUCUAUUUUUAUACUCUAUUAUUUGCUUUGAUCACUAAAAAAGUGAUUGAAGUCAUCAUCAGCUGACUGAAAAAACAUUACUGCUGAGGAUUAUCAAACAGUGUCAACAGAAAUGUUUUCAAAUAACAAUUAGUGGUGUCACUGAAAUUCAUCUUCCUAUGAUAGAUCAGGUCUGUUUGCAGAUUAGUAGAUUAAGUCCAAUGUCUCUGGGAAACAUGCUUUGAUCUUUUUCACUUUUAAACUUUAAACACGUUUUUUAAAUAAGUGUUUAAUUUAGAUAAGAUACAUCCAAGUUCAGUAAGUACACACACACACACACACACACACACACACACACCAACCUAGGAUGUGCUGCUCUUAUUAAGGAUUUAUCCCAGGAUUUAAAGGUGAAAGGGCCUUGCCAUUUGUUUUUUAUUUCUUUAGAACUGAAAUAUAAAAUAUUACAAUUGUCAUCAACACAAAGAGAGUACUAUUACUCCUAAGAUUUGAAUAAUCUAUUUAUCUAGUAUCAUUUUAAUUUAUUUUCUUAAUUAAAGGGCUGCUAAAGAAAACUGCUUUACUUUGAUUUGAAGAGUUUUGUGUUUCUGUUAAUACAAUUUAAAAACAGCUGGAACACCCUCGUAUCAUCUCACUUCUACAUGCAUUUACUUCUGAAUACAGAUUGAUUUAAUAGUGUGUUUUAUCUGAUCCAAACUCAUUGCGACAUGGUUCAAAUUAAAAGUCAUUAUUCCAGUGUUGCGUUGUUUUCUCCCUUACUGGCUGCAAGAUUUCCAUGAUUUGGUCUCAUCCGAGGUCACGAGGUCACGCGGUUUUAAAUUGCUCUCAGGGUUCAUGUUCAAGCUGAACGGAUCCCCCAUGUGUUACCCUCUAAAGCCUGAAGGGGUCAGUGUUUCUUACAUUAAGGUGCUUUAGUGAGAUUUUCUAGCACCUCUAGUUGAUAAAUACUUUUAACAGAAGAUACACACUGGCUCAUCUGAUUGACUAAGAUGUGGUGUUCAAUAAAUGGUGUUGCUGUGGACUGGUU